GGGGAAGGGCUAUUCCAGGAAUAGUUGCUUUACUGCCUGCUCUACAGUUUUGGCUUUAGUUUUGGUAAAGUGUUCUGUUGAGUCAUUUCUCAGUCUGUGUUCAGCCAAAAAGUCGGCUAAAGAGAAGUGAUCUGUGAUCAUGGAUACAACAAAUCUUCCAGUUCAAGAGAGUGACAUAUGGAUCAGCUGCAUCAGAUGUUUAGGAAAGAAGUGUGAAAACUACCAAGACAGCAGAACUGAGCUCUGUCCUGAUAGAAGUGAUGGUCCUCAAAAUACCUGGGCGUGUUCUAAUGAGCAUCACUCCAUGGAUACACCGAUCACUUUUGAAGGAAAUCAUUCCCAGUCUUCUCACAGGUUUUACACUUUAAAAGAAAGUCUUGCUGGUGGGAAAUCCAAUGUGUUAGAGGAAGCAGUUCAUCAUCCAACAACUAUGACAAAUCAAGGCCAGGUGAACUCUCAGAACACCAGCUCUAAAUCUGUAUUAAACCAGUACAUCUGGAUUAUUCCUGCACUCUUCUUCAUCUUCAUCAUCGUCAAACUUAUAUUAUGCCUUGGACCUUCAUUUACUCAAAAAGAUGUUCCAGUAAGACCUGGGCUGAGACUGAUGAUGUUGGGCACCUCUGGAGCUGGGAAAAGUGCUUCAGGAAACACCAUCCUGGGUAAAGAUGCUUUCAGAGCAGAAGCUUCACCUGUUUCUGUCACCCAACACUGUCAGGAAGAGAUGGAAUCUGUUGAAGGGAGAAGAAUCACUGUGAUAGACACACCCCCCAUUACUGAUAUUUGGGUGUCACCUGACCAAGUAUCAAGGUUCUUUAGAAUGGCUUCACCUGGACCUGAUGCCUUUCUGCUGGUGAUUAGGCUGGGGAGGUUCACAGAAGAGGAGAGGAACUUCAUGAAGUGGUUUCCGAAGCUCUUUGGAGGAGAAGCUCUGAAGAUCUGCAUGCUGCUCUUUACUGGUGGAGAUCAACUGGAGGGGAAACCAGUGGAGAGGUUUCUUAAUGAAAGCAUGGAGCUCCAGAAUCUCGUUCAGCUGUGUGGAGGCAGAUACCACAUCCUGAAUAACCGGGACAGCAGGGACUUCACCCAGGUUUCAGAGCUGCUCAAGAAGAUAGACAUGAUGGAAAACAUAGACCGAAGCAUCUUCAACAUCAGCACAGCCAGCCUGAACGAAUGGAGACACCCGCUGAUGGAGGAAGAGGAGAGGUGUAGGGUAGAGAAGGAGAGUCAGAUCAGGGAGGAGGAAGAAAAGAAGAGAGAGGAGAUGAAGAGGAACAUAAGGAACAUGGAGAAGAAGAGGCGUCAGAUGAAAGUGAUGGAUGUACGAGAGGAGGAGGUGUGGAAGUGGAAUUCCUGGGAAUUUAAGACAAUAAAGAAAUUGGAGAAAGAACUGGAGAUUGAAAAGAAGAAAAGCUGUUGGCCCAACAUUCCCUCCAGUUUCUGGUCCGUUUUUUAAUAAUUGAUUCAUGCCGAUUUUCCCAAUUAACUGAACGUCUUAAUGGCAGAACCAGUGUAUUUAUCUGAUGUGCUCCAGCAGUAUGAGCCGAGCAGAACUCUCAGAUCAUCAGGAACUAGUCAGCUAGUGCCACCUAAAGUGAAAAAUAAAAAUGGAGACAAGCAUUUAGCUACAACACUGUUAUUAAAUGGAACCAGUUAACAGAGAGUGUGAGUUAGAAGAGCUACAACACUUAACACAUUUAAAUCCAGACUGAAAAUGUUCACGUUUGUA
Messenger RNA from Astyanax mexicanus (Mexican tetra), 1726 nucleotides. Its product is annotated as GTPase IMAP family member 7-like. Bases 140 to 1453 code for a protein of 437 amino acids. Gene Ontology annotation, molecular function: GTP binding. NCBI's taxonomy places the organism in Eukaryota, Metazoa, Chordata, Actinopteri, Characiformes, Acestrorhamphidae. The transcript has 6 exons. The record is from RefSeq and is a predicted model, not a curated record.